Acanthamoeba castellanii str. Neff is the source of this 1062-nucleotide messenger RNA. RefSeq names its product zincbinding alcohol dehydrogenase family protein. Gene Ontology annotation, molecular function: oxidoreductase activity; zinc ion binding. Lineage: Eukaryota; Discosea; Longamoebia; Acanthamoebidae. The record is from RefSeq and is a predicted model, not a curated record. Bases 1 to 1062 code for a protein of 353 amino acids. The transcript has 7 exons.
AUGUCGACAGAGAGCAAGCAGCCCAGCAUCAAAGCCUACGGCCUCACCCGCCAUGGUCAGCCCUCUGAGGUGCUCCACCUGGUCGACGUACCCAAGCCGCAGCCGGGUCGGCGCGACCUCCUUGUCCGUAACGUUGCCGUUGCCACCAACCCCGUGGACAUCAAGAAGAUUACCAACUGGGGCGGCGACGUGAACGCCCCGGUCGAGUCGCCUAUCAUCCCCGGAUGGGACGCGUCGGGUGUGGUGGAGGCAGUGGGCGCCGAGGUGACCCUCUUCAAGGCCGGCGACGAGGUCUACUUUGCUGGCGUUAUCAACAGAGCGGGCAGCUUUGCUGAGUACACCACUGUUGAUGAGCGGCUCGUCGGGCGCAAGCCCUCAUCUCUCACCCAUGAGGAAGCCGCCGCCCUCCCGCUCACCAGCUUGACGGCGUGGGAGCUGCUGGUGGAGGGCUUCGGCAUCCCCGUGCCCGCCGACGUGGGCGAUGAGACCAUCAACCAGCACAAGACCCUCCUCGUGCUGGGCGGCGCAGGCGGCGUGGGUUCCAUUGCCCUGCAGAUCGCCAAGCAUGUGCUGAAGAUCGGGAGAGUGAUCGGGUCUGCUGCCAGGCCUGAGACGAUCGAGUACAGCAAGGCCCACGGAGCCGACGAGACCAUCAACCACCGCAAUCCCCUCGCCGAUGAGCUGGCCAAGCUGGGCCUCAAGGGCGUGGACUUCAUCUUCAACACAAGCGAGCCGGAGCCGGUGAUCGAUCAGCUCAUCCAGCUGGUCAACCCGCUGGGCAAGAUCGGCCACAUUUUACCCAUCCAAACGCCCAUCAACACUGCUCCUCUCUUCGGGAAGCGCGGCUCGCUUGUGUUCGAGUUGAUGUUCACGCGCGGCUUGUACGGCGUGGAGCCGGAGAAGCAGGGCGCCAUCCUCAACAGGGUGGCGUCGCUGGUUGACGCCAAGGUCCUGCGCACGACGGCUAACCACAGGUUCGCGUGGGACAAGCUGGUGGACGCGCUCGAGCUGCAGGACAGCGGAAAGGCCAUUGGCAAGAUCGUCCUCACCGUCGCUUUUUGA